Molecule: messenger RNA, 1732 nt
Organism: Cajanus cajan (pigeon pea)
Lineage: Eukaryota; Viridiplantae; Streptophyta; Magnoliopsida; Fabales; Fabaceae
Product: mogroside I-E synthase
Molecular function (GO): quercetin 3-O-glucosyltransferase activity; quercetin 7-O-glucosyltransferase activity
Source: RefSeq, a predicted model, not a curated record
CAUAUUGGUCGAGUAUCAUCGGCUUGGACCUUAACUUGAUAAAACCAAACCUUGUCAUCUCAGCCCACCACACAAAAAUGGAUAAGCAAAGCACAACAAGCAAAGCACACUGUUUGGUGUUAGCAUAUCCAGCACAAGGCCACAUCAACCCCAUGAUUCAAUUCUCCAAGCUAUUGGAAUAUCAAGGGGUGAGAAUAACUUUUGCAACAACUCGUUUCUACUCCAAGAAUUCGCUAAAGGUACCUCCUUCUAUGGCACUCGAAACCAUUUCUGAUGGGUUCGACGACGUUGGGCCCACACAGGCCGGGAGCCCCAAAACCUAUAUAGAUCGGUUUUGGCAAGUUGGGCAAGAAACUUUUGCUGAACUUCUUGAGAAACUUGGUGAAUCGAAAAACCAUGUUGAUUGUGUUAUUUAUGACUCGUUCUUCGCUUGGGCACUAGAUGUUACCAAGAGCUUUGGAAUAGUUGGAGCUGCUUAUCUCACUCAAAAUAUGACUGUGAAUAAUAUAUACUAUCACGUUCAAUUGGGAAAGUUGCGUGCUCCUCUCACAGAGCAUGAGAUUUCACUCCCUAAGUUGCCUAAGCUUCAACACGAGGACAUGCCAUCUUUUUUCUUUACGUAUGAACAAGAUCCAACUCUCUUUGAUUUUGUUGUGUCUCAGUUCUCCAAUAUCGACAAAGCUGAUUGGAUCCUGUGCAAUACGUUCUACGAACUGGAUAAAGAGAUUAUAGAUUGGUUCAUGGAGAUUUGGCCAAAAUUUAGGACCAUAGGACCAAACAUACCAUCUAUGUUCUUAGACAAGAGAUAUGAAGAUGACGAAGAUUAUGGAAUCACACAAUUCAAGAGUGAUGAAUGCGUGGAAUGGCUAGAUGAUAAGCCGAAAGGGUCUGUUGUUUAUGUAUCAUUUGGGAGUAUAGCUUCUUUUGGUGAGAAGCAAAUGGAGGAAGUGGCUUGUUGUUUGAGAGAGUGCUCGAGUUACUUCUUGUGGGUAGUUAGAGCUUCAGAAGAGAAUAAACUCCCUAAAGAUUUUGAGAAAAUAUCAAAGAAAGGGUUGGUAGUGACAUGGUGCUCCCAACUAAAAGUUCUAGCUCACGAGGCUAUAGGAUGCUUUGUCACACAUGGUGGCUGGAAUUCCACAUUAGAAACUUUAUGUUUAGGAGUCCCCACAAUUGUAAUACCAUAUUGGUCAGAUCAAAGUACGAAUGCAAAGCUUAUGAAAGAUGUUUGGAAGAUUGGAAUUAAGGCUCCAGUUGAUGACAACAAGAUUGUGCAACGAGAGGCACUUAAGCACUGCAUAGAGGAAGUAAUGAAGAGUGAAAAAGGCAAAGAGAUGAAGAACAAUGUCCUUCAAUGGAAGACUUUGGCUAUAAAAGCCACUGGUGAGGGUGGAAGUUCUUAUAAAAAUAUUUUAGAAUUUACGAAUAGCUUGUUUCAGUCAUAAAUUUAAUGCCUUAAUUACGAAUGACUUGUUUCAGUCAUAAAAUAGUUCUGUUGUUUGUUGUAAUUACUAAGUCGAUUGGGUUCUUUUGCUGCAUCAUGUGUUGGAUGGUAUUAGUCUUGGUUUUACUAGCUGGUCUGUUUUGGACGGCUAGUUUUGGACUUUUGUACUAGAGUUCCUCUUUAUUUUGUGUCUUGUUUACUUUUUCUUAAUCUUUCCUGUACUGUUCUUUUGUGAGUCUAGUUUGAUUCCAUACAUCUUAAUAAAUAAUAGCACACCUGUGUUUUUUUUUU